This is a messenger RNA of Symbiodinium natans, 4911 nucleotides long. The record is from the annotation of a GenBank genome assembly. Lineage: Eukaryota; Dinophyceae; Suessiales; Symbiodiniaceae.
AUGGCAUCGCUUUUGGAUUCCACUGCCACUUUCGAGACGCGCGCAAAGGAGCAUGGCCUCCCGGCCUCAACAGUGGCCAUUCUGCUCGCCCGUGGGGUCGAUACUCUGAAUAAGGCGGCUUUUGCUGUGGGCACGCCGGGCUCGCAGGCUACUGAAGAGGAGCUUCGUGCACUUGUUGCGCCGCCAGCUACGGCUGAAGAUGCGGAGGAUCCAGCGGAGGUUUCCGCUGGUGUGCUUGCUUCUUUGCGUCGCCUCAUCUUUGAGAGCCAGACCAUGGCUUUGGCCAACCUCAAGUUGCAGGUUGAGGGUGGUGAUGCAGACCGUAAAAAGGACAUGCCGUUGGAAGAGAUUUCGACCCGCCUUAGGGAUCAGAAAGCCAGGCUUCGUGGUCUCGAGUUGUCUGGCGCUCUCGAGGUGAGUCAUUCUGCGUAUCAGCUUGUCUUCCGAAUGUUUCAGGAGAACGCCAUCUCCUACUUGAAGCUUGAGCGCUUUGGGACUAGGGCAGCUGAGGUAGCCCAGGAGCGGUCCCCGAAGGAACUGGUUGUUGAUGCGACGUCACAUCUUCAGGUUCGCAGUGCUCCGGUCCGUGAUGCUUGUGUCCUGUCCUCAGAUUUGGCCCUGGCACAGGCCCUGACCCGGCGCAGCUUGGCACUGGAUCUCGUGGGCCUCGCCUCCUUUGAGCAUGCUGAGAACUGGUCCCGAACGUUGCUGAACCAGCUGCAAAUGCACCCGCCCCCAGGCUUUCGGGCUGCUACUCAUGAGCAGCUCCUGCGUGCCGACAGGGCUGCCUUUCAGUACAUGGCCGAGACUUUGUCCACGCUGCGCAAGGACUCUGCGGGCCUGUUGCCCAUGGACGAGGCCUUUCAGCGCUUGCAGGCACAGCACCAGGUUAUGUUCCACCUCCUGCCUAUGCCGGGGUCCUCUGGUGGCGUCUCGCGUCCAGCGCGAGGUACGUCAGCUGAGCCAGUUGCUUCCUCACUCGGGGCUCCUGGGCCUUCCACCAGGCGCAAAAGGAAACGUGCGGGUAGUGCGCCGCCGCGUGCCGCAGGAGGAGGCUCUGCCCCCCCUCCACUGUUGCCUGCAGCCCCCCGACCGGCUGGUACUCGCAAGGAUUCCCAGUCCCAGUCUUACACCAAGGCGGGUAUGCAUAGCAAAACGCCUGAGGGCCGGCGCAUCUGUUGGGCUUUUAACUUGGCAAAGGGUUGCCCCAAUGGCGACGAUUGUCCCCGUGGUCUCCACCCCGUUGGGCCUGCCUUGACGACCUUUGCCGAUCGGCUUCGGGCUAGAGUGCGAGGCCGGCCCCUAUCUUCACUAGUUUUUGUCGAAAUUUUCGCCGGGACAGCUGCGUUGACUGCUGCGGUUCGUAGGAUUGGGUUGGGUGAUAGUUUCGGGGUUGACUUGCAUGUGCGGAGAGCUGUGCUUGGUCCGCUCCUGCGGCUUGAUUUAUCCGAUCCUGCUGGCAGAGAUGCCCUCGAGGCUAUCUUGCGCCUGGAUUCCGUUGUUGCAAUCCAUCUGGCCCCCCCGUACAACACGGCAUCCCGCGCCAGGGAUCGUCGUCGGCGUACUGGUCCCGACCCUCCACAAUUACGUUCAGACCUUUUUCCAGAUGGCUUGCCGUCUUUGCCUGCUGCGUCGCAGUCCCUUGUGGAUGCAGCAAACGAUUUGUAUGCGUAUUCGGCUUGGCUGUUCCAAUUUUGCUUUCAUGCUGGCAUUUUGCCAUCUGCUGAGAACCCUGGGCGAUCCUAUCUGUGGCAAACCUCACAGUGGGCUCCUGUUCGUGCAUUGCCCGAUCUUGUCUGCACCUUCUGGCAUCAUUGUAUGUUUGGCAGCGGUCGUGACACGUACACGCAGCUGCAACACCUUGGCACUCACCUGCAAGGCUUAGGCAAGUUGUGCUCCAAAGACCAUGUUCAUGCUCCUUGGGGGCGGGACCCUGCCACUGGGGUUUGGGCGUCCACUUCGAACUCUGCUUACCCUCCUCAGCUUUGCAGGGCUUGGUCUGAGUGUCUCUCCGCUGAGCUCCUGCAUCACGGUGCACAGCCCCGCCCUCGCGACCUCCAGGGUCUCGACGUGCACCCUGUGUCUGCUGCUGCCCAGGCGGCGGCCGCUCAGCGCCAACCGCGCUCCAAGCGCUUGCCUCCCCUAGUUACCGAGUUUAAGCUUGUGGUUACCCUAGUGGGUCCCGCCUCUACCCUUGCCUUGCCCGCCAAGUUGCCCGAGGCGGUCUCGCUGCCGCCCCAGGUCAAAUCGUCGCCGUCAGUGGCUCUGCUUCCGAAAGGUUCUCGCCGUCUUGCUCUGACUUUGCCUUUGGGGGAUGUCGGUCAGAGCGAACUCGAUCGUGCUGGACUUGAAGCUCAGUCGUCCCCUCCGUUCCCUAUGUCUGCCAGCCUGUCUGAUGAUCAAGCCCGGGCCCUGCUGAAGGUCCUGGGCGAGGCUUGCUCCGAGGACCUCUCCUCCCGUCGUCCAGGGGUCCUCAAGGGUUCGGGGAGUGGUACAAAGGGGUCUAGGUAUUUUGUCUUUGGGGCAUACAACCAUGGUUCAAGGUCGGGCCUCACAGCGUACACUAAAGGUCGAGAGAAAGCUGUUGGUGUCAUCAACUCUUUUGCGAAGGCCUUGUUGCCGCAUGCCACUUGGACCUCGAUUGCCGUGUCGCAUAACGAGCUUGCGUUGCCACACAGGGAUGUCUCCAAUGGUGAAGGCUCCUUGAACCACUCGAUGACGCUGGGAAGUUUUACUGCUGGCCGCCUUUUCCUCGCAGGUGGCGGCGGUGACGACCUCCUCAGCGACGCGACAGGAGUGGAACAUCGUGGGUUCUAUGUUGACAACCAUGCCAGGUUUGCCACCUUUAACGCAAGGUCUGUGCUGCAUGCAACUGAGGAGUGGCAAGGUGACAGGUGGGCUGUUGUCUUGUAUACGUGUAAGGACCCGCACUUUGACAAGUCUCAACUCGAUACCUUGUGUGGAAUGGGCUUUCAGCCCCCUUCCCAUUGGAGCAAUCCAGUUGGGGCUGAACCUGUGUCUGCUGCCUCUGCCGUGUAUGGCCUACCGUGGUCCCCUAAGGAGUUCGUUGAAGAGGCUGCUGCCAGGGAGCACCCGCUGCAAGCUUGUGUCGUCCCCUUGUGCGUCAAGGAAGCCAUUGACAAGGAGGCGAGGUGCUCGGCCCAUAGUUUGGCCCAGGACAGGACAGCGGUACUUCGCAAGUGGACGCUGCGCGCCCAGGAGCUCUUGGAUAGUGAAAGGCGGCUGCAUGAGAGCAUGCCGGAGCACGUUUCGGUUGUUCUUCAUGGCAAGCGGUUGCUUCUCCUCAAAGAGAUGCUACAAGACGCCGGUUACUGUGACGUUGGCAUUGUUGACCAGAUUGCCAGCGGCUUCGAUCUCAUGGGGCACAUUCCAGAGGCAGGUGUGUUCAGGUCCAAAACCGUUCCUGCCACCCUCACACCCGACGAGGUCCGCCGAACUGCAAAGCACACUAGGCAGGGCAUUCUCCUAGGGGCAGCUGAGGGCCUGCGCGAUGAGCAUGCCUCGCGCCUAUAUGAGAUAACGCUCGAGGAAAGGGACAAGGGUUGGUUGCAGGGCCCAGUGGACCCAUCUACACUUGACGAUCGCGCUUCGGUGUCCAGGAGAUUUGCCGUUUUCCAGUCGGGGAAGGUCAGGCCGAUUGACGACCUGAGUGAGUCGCUUAUCAACUCGACUACGUCUCGAACGGAGGCUGUGACACCACAUGGGCUUGACACCAUCUGCAGGUCACUUACUUGGAGGUUCCAACACCGGGCGACGGUCCCUGUGCCCAACAACCCCGUGCUUAAGUCCAAAGACCUGAGGAAGGCCUUCAAGCAGCUGGCCUUGUCCUCUGAAGGGGUUCUUGAUGGGUACUUGUGUGUUGGCAAUCCCGCCACAGGUAGGGUUGAGGUGUUUAGUUCUUCAGUCCUCCCUUUUGGAGGGUCUGCAUCUGUCACAGGCUUUUGCAGGACCUCGCAUGCGUUAUGGUACGCAGGCACGGUCCUGCUGUGGCUACAUUGGUCCGUGUACUUCGAUGAUUAUCUGGUUACUUGUGAGGCAAGCGUGUCUAAGCACUGUGACCUCGUCUUGUCAUCGUUCUUCGCUUUGCUUGGCUGGGGCAUUUCCGAGGAAAAGGAGGCAGAGUUUGCGACUGCUGCAAAGGUCCUUGGGGUUGCAAUAGAUGUGGGGUCAUGCAUGUUGGUUAGGGUCAGCAACACCGAUGAGCGAAAAGCUGAGCUCACUGACACCAUAACAGCGCUCCUUGACAAGGGUACCUUCAGCAUCAAGGAACUGACCGCUCUCAGGGGGCGACUUGUUUUCGCUGAAGGCCAGAUCUUCGGAAGGGGUUGUUACAAGCACCUGAAGGUUGUUGGGUCGCGCAUUAAGUCCGACCGUCCCGGAAGGAUCGAUCCGCAGAUGGCUGAUUCACUGCGAUUCAUCAGGGACCGUGUGGUUAAUGGCCCGCCAAGAACCGUGCGCGCUGUGCUCGAUGACACAGUUUUCUUGUACACCGACGCAUGCUUUGAGCCGGGUGAUGUGCUGCGCUUGUUGGGAGUCGACACGGCCCAAAAUCCCAUCUAUGUCCUUGAGGCAUUGGCCUUGAUUGCUGCUUUGCAGCUUUUCAAAAACGAUAUUCAGGGCAGAGAAGUGUUGGCUUUCCUUGAUAACGAUGGUGCACUUGGGUCCUUCAUUUCCUGUAAGAGCUCGUGCGAUUGCCUCGAACCUUUGCUUGAUGCGCUUGUGUCGUGUGAAGAGGCAUGCGUAUCCUCUCUCUGGUUCGAGCGUGUGAGUUCGGAAGCCAACAUUUCAGAUGCCCCCUCCAGGGGAGACUUCACAGAGCUUGAAGGCGUUCACAGGGUCCAUUGUGAUCUGCUAUCCCUCGUCCAGGACUUGCUCAAAUCGGCCCGAUGA